CGCGUUGUACUCGGAUGCGUGGAUGCGUCGCGACGCCAGUUCCUCAACACACGCCGCUCCUACACACACGCCUUCCUCAUCGAACAGAAAAAAAAAAUAGAAGAAGGAUUCAAAAAAACACACCUUAGAACAUUUCGUAACAAACCGAGAAAAAAAAAGACAUUCUUCGGCAAAUCUUCGCGAGGAGAAAGUUGUUGUUGUUAACCCAAAUAUUGCAGUGCAAGUGCGGAUCUUCUCUCUCUCUCUUUUUUUUUUUCGCCGUAAUUUUCCGUCUUUUGAUUUGCCGAUCUUUGAUCCUCGUUACGAAACAUGGCUGAAGGACCGUGGAGAUCACAGGCACCGCCGCCACCACCUCUAACCGGAAAUAUUCCAUCGCAAAGGCUCAAGUCAGAAAUUGGAGACAGAAGGGCAGAGCCUCCACUUUGUGUGCAGAACGCGAUGAUGACGAAAGAUAAGAAACCCUUUACCUAUACUCCCGGAGGUCUGAAUCUGGCUGAAAUUAAAUCGCCGAGCAUGGCCAGGAGGAUAGAGAGAAACGCCAACGCUCCUGGCGUUUCCGAUAAGCCCAAAUACCCUAAUCCUAAUCAUCCCUGUGGUCCUUUACCGCCCUCCGCAUUGGCCGCAAUGCAACCUGCGAUGCCUACUCAGGUAUUCCCGAGCGGAGCACCACCUCCACCACCCCCGAUGGCCAAUCCUCCUCCUCCACCACCACCGAUGCAAGCUCUCCCAACCACCAAAGUUGCAACCAAUGAUGGUGUCUUCGAGAGGCCAGACAUGACGAGAAUAAUCCCGGAGAAUCCGAUGGCUCUUUUGAAGAGAACACCUCGGGUCGAGAGGAAAUCCUUUGUCGACCAAAUGAACGAUUUCGAUUCGUCAAACGUCAUCCAAAGCAACGGGGCUACAAACAAUCAGCCUCAGCAAAGGCAAGAGUCUCCUCAGUAUACCCAGGAUACUGCUCUAAGGGCACCGCAGUAUAGCCCACAGUAUACUCAACAGAGUCCCCAAUACACCCAGCAAAGUCCUCAAUUCACCCAACAAAGUCCCCAAUACAACCAACAAAGUCCCCAGUAUACCCAGCAAAGUCCUCAAUAUACCCAGCAAAGUCCUCAAUUUAUGCAACAAAGUCCCCAAUACAACCAACAAAGUCCCCAAUACAAUCAACAAAGUCCUCAAUACACCCAGCAAAGUCCUCAAUUCAUGCAACAGAGUCCCCAAUACAACCAACAAAGUCCUCAAUAUACUCAGCAAAGUCCCCAGUAUAUUCAGCAAAGUCCGCAAUAUAAUCCGCAACCCAAGUUCCCACCACAAGCUCAAUUCAACGCGCAGCCUCAGCCGUAUCAGAAUAAUAGACCGCAAAUGGUGCAAGAAGCGAAGCAACCUUCGCCACCUCCUGUCCAACAAAAGACAUCCAACGCUAAUUUGGGAUCACUCUACAUCCCUCCCAUUGCGCAGCAGCAACAACAACAAUCUUCGCCGAGUCCGCAAUCUCCACCGAUGCCCAAGUUGAACGCCGCACCGAAACCCUGGCAAAACCAGAAGAAGCAGGAACAAGAUGUUCCUGCUUGGGCUCAGAGACGUGACAGCCCACCGAAAAUUCAACAACAACAGCAGCAACAGCAGCAGCAGCAGCAACAACAACAACCUCCGCAAGGAGCGCGUAUCGUUGUGCAACCAAGAUUGGUACAGCAGCCUUUGCAGCAACCACCACCUCCAAGGGAUGGCGUAGAAGUCGUUUGGGUUACGCAACCGGAAGUUUAUCAGCAUCCUGGUGGUCCGGCGCCUCCGCAGCUGUACAGCCAGAAGUCACCUCCUGUACAACAACAAGUUAGAACUCCUCCAGUCCAACAACAGCAGCAAGUCAGAACUUCUCCAGUUCAACAGCAGCAGCAACAAGGAAGAAUUAUACCAAUUCAGAUUGAGGGCGGUAACCAGAACAAUCAGCCACAGACACCUAACAACGAUAGGAAUCUGAACCGUCAACAAAGCUGGACACCGACUCAAUCGAAUUCGUUCAAAGCUCUGCAAAAGAUGACUCGCACCGAUGGGGAUGAUGUGGGCGACGGCGUGGAACAUGGGCCCAGAACCGCUCAGCAGUAUCCUGCUGAGCAGAUGAGGAAGAUGCAAUUGAACGAUGGUGACAAGGAGUUCAUGAACAGGGUUAAGCAAGGUGGGGAAUCUUUGCGAAACGAAGAGGAUCCGAGGUACAUGGGACCCGCAAUACCCUCCAAGGCGUUUCGCCUUCUCCAAGCCAUGACCCAAGAGAACCCUCAAGAGAAUAACAACGAUGUUCCUCAAGGAUCCGAUCAGGGACCUAAAGUUAGGAGAAUCCCGGUUCAAGUUGAAAAUUAUGAGGCACCUCAACCGUAUGUUCAUCCAAGUGAACAGACCGUGCCGGAACCUAAGAAGUACACUGGAAGCGCUAUUCCUAGCAGGGCUUUCCGGAUGGUACAAGCUAUGACUGAUUUGGUUUUAAGUGAAAAGCCCUAUCGAUUACUUUACUUCUUUUCUGUCAAUAUUUUUUGUAACAUUUUUGUAAGUAGGUUUCGUUUUGUUGUAGCGGACGACGAGAGUUGUAGCGAAAAUUACGAAAGGCCCCAGCAAUGGGGCUCAUGUUACGAUUAUCCUCCUUACUAUCCUUAUCCUCCACCUCCGCCACCUCCUCAGUACUAUCCUCAAGAAAAUCCUUAUUACCACUCGCAAAGUGACUCGGAAUCCGAGCGGCAAGUCUGCACGAGUUGCCGGAAAACUCCAGUACCCUUCUGGGGCUAUUAUCCACCAUAUUACCAAAACGGUUACGAAACAGGAACAGAUUCGGAAUGCGAAGAAUCGCAACCUUCCAAACAAUACUAUAAUUAUUGGGAUCCAUACUACUAUUCAUACUGGUAUCCUCAGAUGUAUUACCCAUAUCCUAGCGAUUACGAAGGAUACUCCUCUUGUGAUGAAUAUUACAGUAAAACUCCCACGAUAACAGUAACUCCUUCAGAAGAAAAUAGCAAAGUUGAAAUUGUAGAACAAGAAAUGGAAGAUGAUAUUAGGGAUGAUGUAUCCGAAGCCACAGUCGUUGAAAGUGAAUAUUGUGAAUCCGUCCAAGAACAAACGGAUUACGAUGAAGAGAAUGAAGGCGAUGUAGAAACCUAUUCAACAGAUGAUUCUUGCUCAGUUUACGCAGAAGAAGAAAACGUUAUACCACAUGUUCUAAGCGUAAUAUUUGAAGAAACAGAACGAUUUUCUAGAGAAUCCAGCGUUGCUACAGAACUUAGCGAGGAAACGCUAGUAGAUUAUGAUGAAGAGCACGAGGAAGUAGUAAGUGUUAAGUUACCAUUAAAAUUAUCUUAUAGUGAAGAUACCAAAGAAAUUACCCAAGUUGAAGUCGAUGACUUUACAGCGGAAUACACACUGAGAAGUCCAUCUAGAACACCGAAAGAGCGAUCACCUUGUAAAUUCGAGGACGAAGAAGAAAAAGAUGAUGAUAUUAGCACUACAAUCACCUUGAAAUUUACGCCCAAAGAGGAGGAAACAAUUAUUGUCAAGCAAGAAGAGAAUGAGGAGGAAGAAAUAGAUUUUUGGAGUCAAAUCAACAACGAUGAUGAUGCUCCCAGAAAUGCAUACAGAACUUCAAAUUAUUCAGCCGAAAGUACUGAUGAUGCACAAAUAAUUAGGGUAGAAGAGGAAAUGGGCGAAUCGCAGCACUUUUCUAAUGAAAAUUGCAGUGAAGUGAUUGAGAAUAAGGAGACCAAUGUUGUCCAAUCCGUGAUUACCAAAGAAAGUGAAGCUGAUGAGGUUGUAAAUACGAAAGUUACAAAAGUUGUUACUAGUUACCAAUGCGAAGAUGAUGAGGAACUUAUUGUUGGUGCUGGUGUUUUGACGUCGACGCAAGAGCGCAAAAUUACGUCUGCUAAAGUUGGAGAUAUUGAGAGUACUUUAGAUGUGAUUAGUAAGACGCACGAGGAUCGCAAGUAUGCUGUGGGGAUUAAAGCGAGCGAAGAUCAAAUUGAGAAAUGCCACGUGGAAGAUUUCAAAAUUUCCAAUUUGGUGUUUGAAAAGGAGCAGCUCAAGCAAACGCUGAAACCUCCUGCAUUUAGUUUAGGUUUGGACGAAUGUUUCAAGAGCAUCGCCAAUAAUCUUAAAUUAGCAUUAGGUGAAUUCCAACCGGUCGAGUAUGUAGAAGAAGCAACAGAGACCAAGACUACGUCCAAAAGGUUUACUACAGCUAAAUGUACUGAGAAUAAGGAAACUAGUGAGAAAGUCGUUAAAGCAAAUAAGGCUUGUGAUAAUGUAGAUGUAGAAGAGGAAAAGAUUAAUAUUGCUGAGGAAAGUAACGUCGAUGAAGACAUGAAUGUUGCUGAAGAGUUUGAAGUUGAUGAGGAAAUUGUUAAUGAAAAUAGUAAUGUUCCGAAUAAUGAAGUUAUAAUUAUUGAAGAACAUGUAAAUGAAGAAAUUGAAGAAGAUGAUGAGGAAGAGGUAAAUACGAGUGAAGAUGAAGAAUCGAGCUCUACUGACUCUAGCGAUAGCAGUCCUAGUAGCAGUCGAAGAUCUUCAUCGGUAGAGGAAAAACCACCUGAGCAAGAUAUGAAUAAUAAUCAGGACUUCUACGUGCCAACUAUAAAGGAGAGGAUAAGGGCUUUGCAGAACGCGAGUAGAAAUUCCGAUAAGAUUAAGAAAGAGAAACCUAACAUUUUAACCACACCUAGGAGGUCCUUGGAAGCUGAUAACAGUGAAGAUGAUUCUGGCGUGACUUCGGAUAUGAGUAGACACAUCUCCGAUACGGAAUGCGAGUUCACUGAGCUUAAGAAAAUGAGCAAAUACCAAAGAGCAGCGACGCAUUCCAGAUUAUUCAAGUUGCUACAAGAGGAGUGCGAGGAUGAGGAUGAAGAGGACGAGAAGGAUUGCAGACGGGAAAAACUGUCGUUACCAUUGAGCGAUUACGAGAGCUUCAGCUCCAGCGGAGUGACAUCUCCAUCGACGCCAAGUGAUAAGCUUGUGAACGAGCUGGUGCAGAGUUUACUAAAGAAGAAGAAAGGCCGGUUAUUCCGAGGCAUUCCCAUUGAGAAGCUGCAAGCAGCGGCGUACAAGAUCCUCAGUGAGGACAAGGAUCUCAGCUCGGAGGAAGUGAGCAAUUAUUUAUCGCAGAACGCGACCGCCGUCCAGACACCGCAAGAGUUCUACAACGAGUACAGCGAGUAUUACAAGUCCUUCGGAGACCCAAAUCCCCAGAAACCCAAACACCAUGCAGAAAAACGAACGACGGCGGCCUCGUGAAGCGAAUUAUACCGGUCGAUGGUCCAAAAUUUUCAAGCAA
This is a messenger RNA of Nicrophorus vespilloides, 5299 nucleotides long. RefSeq lists its product as uncharacterized. NCBI's taxonomy places the organism in Eukaryota, Metazoa, Arthropoda, Insecta, Coleoptera, Silphidae. The transcript is spliced from 8 exons. The record is from RefSeq and is a predicted model, not a curated record. Bases 310 to 5259 code for a protein of 1649 amino acids.